Messenger RNA from Budorcas taxicolor (takin), 1274 nucleotides. It is a transcript of the gene STX6, whose product is annotated as syntaxin 6. Gene Ontology annotation, cellular component: membrane. Lineage: Eukaryota; Metazoa; Chordata; Mammalia; Artiodactyla; Bovidae. The record is from RefSeq and is a predicted model, not a curated record. Gene Ontology annotation, molecular function: SNAP receptor activity. Bases 211 to 978 code for a protein of 255 amino acids. Gene Ontology annotation, biological process: intracellular protein transport; Golgi vesicle transport. The transcript is spliced from 8 exons.
UCCAGAGUCUGGAUUUGGUCUGGAGUGCCCAUCGAGUGCUGGACCAGCGGCUGGCCGGUGCACCCCGCCCUGCGCGCGCAGAGGCUUCGGGACCCUCAGGCCGAGGCGCGGGCCGCUACGCAAGGCGGAUAGGGUGGGCAGAGGGAAAUUUGGAGGGCGCGGGCGCCCUGUGCACGGAGCAAACGUGAGGCGGCCGGGGGCCGGGACGCCAUGUCCAUGGAGGACCCCUUCUUUGUGGUGAAAGGAGAGGUUCAGAAAGCAGUCAACACUGCACAGGGAUUGUUUCAGAGAUGGACAGAACUCCUCCAGGACCCAUCCACAGCCACAAGGGAAGAAAUCGACUGGACCACCAACGAGCUGAGGAACAACCUCCGGAGCAUAGAGUGGGACCUAGAGGACCUCGACGAAACCAUCAGCAUAGUUGAAGCAAAUCCUAGGAAAUUCAACCUUGAUGCAACUGAAUUGAGUAUAAGAAAAGCCUUCAUCACAAGUACUCGGCAGGUUGUCCGGGACAUGAAGGAUCAGAUGUCAGCUUCAUCUGUGCAGGCGUUAGCUGAGAGGAAAAAUAGACAGGCCCUGCUAGGAGACAGUGGCGGACAGAACUGGAGCGCUGGAACGUCGGAUAAAUACGGGCGCCUCGACCGGGAGCUUCAGUUGGCCAACUCCCAUUUCAUCGAGGAGCAGCAGGCACAGCAGCAGCUGAUCGUGGAACAGCAGGAUGAGCAGUUGGAGCUGGUCUCUGGCAGCAUCGGAGUGCUGAAGAACAUGUCCCAGCGCAUUGGAGGGGAGCUGGAGGAGCAGGCCGUUAUGCUGGAUGAUUUCUCUCACGAGUUGGAGAGCACUCAGUCUCGACUGGACAAUGUGAUGAAGAAGCUUGCAAAAGUAUCGCACAUGACCAGCGAUCGGCGCCAGUGGUGUGCCAUUGUGGUCCUCUUCGUGGUCCUGCUCAUCGUGCUGAUCCUCUUCUUAGCGCUGUGACGGCGGGGCCCCGGCUCGCUUCCUGCUGCACACACACCCCGGGGGACAGGGAGAAGCAGUGCGCAGCGGCCCGCUCCUCGCGACCCUCUCCUGGAAGCACAGCCUGAGCUGACUUUUCUCUCCAUGACCCCACCGUGGAGACAGCGCCUCCAGCCCAGUGUGGGGAGGGCCGGUGGGCAGAGGAAGUUGACAACUACACUCUCCCGGCUCCCUGGCUCCCAUUCUGAGGACAGCUGGCCUUGCUUUGCCCCCCCGGAACUCGCUCCCCCUGGAGGGCCUUGGAGGAAUCCAGAAAA